AUGAUCCAACGGAAGACCUCCCCCAGACCAGUUACAGUGGUCAGAGAUAUGUCAGGCAUGGAGUCACUCCUCAGUGGAGAUAUUGAUCACUACCUAGAACAGAGACCAUCACCUGUCCGUAGCGCUGAAGUGAUGACAGUUCAGGAACCGAUGUUACAAGAAGUCAUGAUCGAAAGGAAGGCAUCCCCCAGACCGGUCGUAGGAGUUAGAGAUAUGUCAGGCAUGGAGUCACUCCUCAGUGGAGGUAUUGAUCACUACCUAGAACAGAGACCAUCACCUGUCCGUAGCGCUGAAGUUAUGACAGUUCAGGAACCGAUGUUACAAGAAGUCAUGAUCGAAAGGAAGACAUCCCCCAGACCGGUCGUAGGAGUUAGAGAUAUGUCAGGGAUGGAGUCACUCCUCCGUGGAGGUAUUGAUCACUACCUAGAACAGAGAUCUAUGGUAAUCAGUGGUUCACCACAGGAUGACAUCGUCCAACAACAGAAUUUCAAACAGGUCAUCCUGACCAGGGACGACAAGCAACAAUCACUAAUGUUCUCCACUAAGGAGGUAGACGUGUCUACAGAAGAUACAGAGGCAGAAACAGAAGACUGGUGGAAAGUGGAAGACAUGGAUGAUGGUGGCGCUCGUGGUGCCGAAGCGAUAAUCUUGAACCCAGUUCAGGAACCGAUGUUACAAGAAGUCUUGAUCGAAAGGAAGACAUCCCCCAGACCGGUCGUAGGAGUUAGAGAUAUGUCAGGCAUGGAGUCACUCCUCAGUGGAGAUUUAGAACAGUACCUAGAGAGACCUGUAGAUGUCAGUGGUGCGCCGGAGGACGACGUCGUACAAGAGAGAUUUGAACAGGUCGUGAUUACACGGGAGAGGAAAAGGGAAGCACACGCGUUCUCCACUGAGCAGGUAGACCGGUCCGCAGUACAUGAAGUGACAGAACAAGAUGUGGUGAAUGUAGUGCAAGCAGGAGCCAUGGAGGAUGAUGCCGUCUGUGGUGAUAAAGACUUAAUGCGUAGUUGUUCAGCUGGGGAAGCAUCAGAAAGUUCAGCUACUACAGUGACACGUUCAAGAGACUCAAAGAAGGUGACCUUUGACCUUCAAAGGGCGUUUGAUUCAGUGCUCCCCACUCAAGCCUCCGAAGAGGACGACCGGGUCCCUGUUGGGACAAGAUCCAUCUUAGAGGACUGGGAUUCCUUAGAGAUAAAACCAUCGUACCACAAAACUACAGAUCUGUCAUACUCAAACCUAAACAUGCAAGACCCGAUUUCAGCAGACAGAAUUACUCCUGAAUCUAGUUGGGUCGCACCAGAGCUCCAUGAAAGGAGUUCAGCUGAUCAGGAAGUGGUGCACAGCCCAGACAGUUUUGGUCAAGCCCUCAGACCUGCAGACUUAGAUGUCCUCUGUCCUUUGGGCCUGGGACACCCAGAGAGACGACUUUCCCAUGAGGAUUCUCUGGAGAGCAGUCCUGUCAUGGAGGAAGGUUCCUCCAGGAAGUCCCCUGACUCUAUAGAGCCAAGCCCAACCGGGGACUCCCCCUGCCCUGACUCACUGGAGAGCAGCCCCUCUGAACCGAAACGAGACACAGGCUUUCAGGCGACAAAGAAGACAGCUGUGUAUGAAGACUACUACUCUCAGCUUAGAGCCUGUCUCGGUGAGGAACACGUUAGCAACAUGGAGAAUGAGGAUUACUCCAAACGGACCUAUCAAAUGGAAGGUGAGCGUGAGGGACCCCUCCCAUUGAAGAGGGAUGAGGAGGUGAGUUUUGACCCCAAAAACCCAGACCCUGAGUGCCUCUCCAUGCCCUUAAAUGUGAGCUCACACCCUGAGGAUGAUGUGGAAGACGUGGAUGCAGAGGGCAGCGAGACCAGCCAGAGACAGUUCACCCCAGAGGAGGAAAUGUUCAAAAUGGCCGCCAAGAUCAAAACCUUCGAGGAGAUGGAGCAGGACUCCAAAACGAAGACAGACAGGAAACCCUCAGACGGCUCUGUGUUAUCAGACCCUGAGGAUUAUGAAGAAUGUCGGUCGAUCGUUGACCUGAUGGGAAGGGAGGAGAAAUCAACUAGGCCCAAAACCGACGCCGAUUCGCUUCAGUCUGACAUUGAAACUGUGGCUGAAAUCCAACCCUCAGCCCCUGGUGCAGUAACUGAGUUGGAUAUUUCAGUUCACUGUGAAGCUCACCUACCGUACAGUGCCUCAGGACAUUCACCAUCAGGAAGACAGGUCUCUGAGCACCUCGACUAUCGUUCACUAAGCACUGAAAAAGAACAAUGUACCACAGAGAAUAUCAGUGAGAAUAUCAGUGAACAUACUGAGCAGGAAGAUGAGAUAGAUGUAAUGUCAGCUGUUCAAGCACCCGAUGAGGAGAUGGGUCAGUCAGUCAAACCAGAGGUGUUAUGCACUGACGAUGAAAACUUAAAGGAGGCGGAGGAGGAUGUGGAUGGUAAGGCAGCCAUGUUGGACAUGCAUCAUGAAGACAUGCCUGUUCAGGGAGAGCUGGUCCCAUGGAGUGCCAUGCCAGACGACAACGACGACGAUGACGAUGAAGCCUUCGACGCGCGUGUGGAGGCGGAGGAACAAAGGAUUAUGGGUCUCGUGGAAGACUGCCCUACCCCUGACACCACACCGGGUCGCACACCAAGCGAGGGGGGCACCCCCAACCCCUUCCAGUUCCAGGAAGGGAAGUUCUUUGAGAUGACCAGAGGGGGCGCAAUCGACAUGACAAGGAGGAGCUUUGAAGAGGAGGGCGAGGGCUAUGCCUUCUUCCACAUAGGAGAACACCCAGUUGACCAGGUCCUGUUCGAGGACGCUGGAGAUUACGCUGGCCCCGAUGUUCUCAUAACAGAACAGGGUAUUGCCGUUGCUGAUCUACACCUCCAGGAGGAUGAGGAUCAAACCAAAGAUGAUUCUGACUCCUCCUUCCAGACUAUACCAUUAGCCGAGGCUGGUCAGAGGGGGAAACCAGUGGCCAAACCCAGGACCUUCAUCAAAAUGGAGCCAAAAGCUGAAACAGUCCCCCUGCUGGAAGCUAAGAUGGAAAGCUCCUUAGAGGUCCAGAUAGGUUCUCUAGACCCGACUAUAGCUGACCUCCAGAUGUCCACCACCACUACUACUGUCGCCCGCUGUGUGUACUCUGAGCAGGUCCGCCAGUCAUCCGACUCAUCCCUUGAGGAUGAAGAAGUGGAAGAGGAACAGCGCUCUGUCAUUGAGAUGCCCGCUGCGUAUUAUGACUCAGUGGUGCCCCCUAGUGUCCUGGCAGGGUCUGACACCUCAGCUGCGGCUGACACCUCAGUGGUGCCCCCUAGUGUCCUGGCAGGGUCUGACAUCUCAGCUGCGGCUGACACCUCAGUGGUGCCCCCUAGUGUCCUGGCAGGGUCUGACACCUCUAAUGUCCUGGAAGGGUCUGACAUCUCAGUGGCACCCCCUAGUGUCCUUGCAGGGUUUUACACCUCAGCAGAUGCUGUGGCUAAGGAUGAAAGCAGUUUCAAAUCAAAGAUACCCGUCAAAGCUGGCUCAGUAAAAUCAGACCUGGGGCUUGAGCAGAAAUCAACAGUGGAGAAAUCUCUUGAUCAUGACCGGAGGACGAGGUCCGAGGAGGAUUUUGGAGCCGGGAAGAAAAUCUUAACUGACAAAGACAACAGGAGUCACUCCGACAGCGACCAUCCUACAACUAAAUCCAAACCUCUCACCUCCAGACUCCCUGUCAUGGGCAAACACAAACCCACAGCCCACUCCUCCUCCUCUUCCCAGCCCGACAGAGACCAGGGCUCUGACAUACGAGAGCUUUCCCUCCGAUCAUCUCUGGAUGUCGACGACAUCAGUAGCAGCGGUGAUCACAACAGUCCAGAUUCUGUUAUCUUCAAGUAUGACAGCCCAACGCCUCGCAGUUCUGCCCCAGACACGAGGGCUUUGCCGACUCAGACACGGAUUCGACCUUCCUCGGUGACGGGGGAGGUGUUUGAGUCGAGACCCAUCUGGGAAGACUCAGUGGAGACUCAGAUGCAGCGAAUCUCGGGUGAUCGGACCCCGGAGCGGCAGCAAGGUACCAAAACUCUGGGUCUGUGACUUCCUUUCCUCUCUAUCUUUCUCUGCUCCUUGGAAGCAAGACCUUUCUUUGUCUUAUUCAAGACCAAUCAUUAGUCACUUUUCUGUUGUGUGUCUUGUGUUGUCAUUUCGUGCCGUGCUGUGUUGUCUUUUAUUCCCGUGCUGUGUUGUCUUGUCCCGUGCUGUGUUGUCUUGUCCCAUGCUGUGUUGUCUUGUCCCGUGCUGUGUUGUCUUGUCCCGUGCUGUGUUGUCUUGUCCUGUGCUGUGUUGUCUUGUCCUGUGCUGUGUUGUCUUGUCCCGCGCUGUGUUGUCUUGUCCCGUGCUGUGUUGUCUUGUCCUGUGCUGUGUUGUCUUGUCCCGUGCUGUGUUGUCUUGUCCCGUGCUGUGUUGUCUUGUCCCGUGCUGUGUUGUCUUGUCCCGUGCCGUGUUGUCUUGUCCCGUGCUGUGUUGUCUUGUCCCGUGCUGUGUUGUCUUUUAUUCCCGUGCUGUGUUGUCUUGUCCCGUGCUGUGUUGUCUUGUCCCGUGCCGUGUUGUCUUGUCCCGUGCUGUGUUGUCUUGUCCCGUGCUGUGUUGUCUUUUAUUCCCGUGCUGUGUUGUCUUGUGUUGUUUCUUUUCCAUAUAAAUGUCUAGUGUCUAUUGACUAUUGACUAUUGACUAUUGUCUGUCUAUUGACUAUUGUCUAUUGUCUAUUGACUGUCUAUUGACUAUUGUCUAUUGACUAUUGUCUAUUGUCUAUUGACUAUUGUCUAUUGUCUAUUGUCUAUUGACUAUAGUCUAUUGACUAUUGACUAUAGUCUAUUGACUAUUGUCUAUAGUCUAUUGACUAUUGUCUAUUGACUAUUGACUAUAGUCUAUUGACUAUUGUCUAUAGUCUAUUGACUAUUGUCUAUUGUCUAUUGUCUAUUGACUAUAGUCUAUUGACUAUUGACUAUAGUCUAUUGUCUAUUGUCUAUUGACUAUUGUCUAUUGUCUAUUGUCUAUUGACUAUAGUCUAUUGACUAUUGUCUAGUGUCUAUUGUCUAUGUAUGUGUACAUUAAAUCUCAAGAUUGACUGGCUUAGAUGUGUUUAGGAGAAAGCUCUUGAAUGCCCAUCAUGAUUAACUUCAGGACAUCUAAUAGACGGAUACUUUACUGAAACCCCUUAUACUAAUCACCACACUGAGUUUGGAAUGACACAUUCUUUCCAUUUCCUUAAGUACUAAUCGACCACAAAUACACUUUCACGGUGUCCAAGUAGAGCAGGUAAUGGAUCACAACACCAGCCAUAAUUCAUCCAGCGUCUGCACCAUUAACUCCACAGCCUAUAACAUAGAGGCCAGUUACAUUACAUUAGUUGAAAUGUAUCUGUACCUUCGAGACCUAGAAAACAUCCCGCAAUUAACACGAUCUCUAGAGAGUUUCAAACUGUUGUAUUUUCAUAGAAGUUAUGGCCUGCGUCCCAAUUGGUACCCUAUUCCCUAUAGGGGCUCUGGUCUAAAAUUAGUGCACUACAAAGGGAAUAGGGUACUAUUUGGGACGAGGACCCAUAAUGUUGUUACUGUGCUGCUGUUGAGCCUGUGAUGACCUGUGUGUGUAAACGUCCGGCUGCGGUGGUGUUUGCAGUGGAUUGGCACGACGAUGCAGACAGGAAAGAGGAGACGUUGGCCAUCAUUGCAGACCUGCUGGGGUUCAGCUGGACAGGUAAGUUAUCCAGGUUGGUGUCGCAGGUGUAGAAGGUGUGUGUAUGAAAUAGGAGUGAAAAGCUGUGGACCCUGGUCAAAUAGUACUCCCCUAUGUCGGGAAUAUGAUUGCCUACCUCAGUGUCCUCCCCCCCCCACCAUGUGUCUCAGAGCUGGCGAGGGAGCUGGAGUUCAACGAGGACGAGAUCCAGGAGGUGAGGAUAGAGAAGCCUAACUCCCUGCAGGAGCAGAGCCAGGCCCUGCUGCAACGCUGGGCUGAGAGAGAGGGAAAACACGCCACCGGUACGUCAUCUGUUCUACUGGGCCUCACUGAACUGGGCCUGUGUCCCAGAUGGAAACCCUAUUCCCUAUAUAGUGCACUGCUCUGGUCAAAAGUAGUGCACUAUGUAGGGAAUAGGGUGCCAUUUGGGACACUCGGCUGUGGACUCAUCCAUGGAUACCAUUCAUCUAUUUAUGAGUGAUAAAUAUAUGUCUUCUUAAAUUGAUUGUCUUUUUUUUGUUGCUUUAAAGCGAGAUUAUUUUGUUUAAUAGAAGUGAAAUAAAUAAUAUAGAUUUAUUAUUAUUAUUAUUAUUAUUAUUAAUGAACUAAUAAUAUGUCUACCUUCUGUCCGGCAGAGGACAGCCUGAUAAAGAGGCUGACGAAGAUCAACCGGAUGGACAUCGUCCACCUGAUAGAGACCCAGAUGAACAAGUCAGCACAGGAGCAGACCUCCAGGACCUACGCAGAGAUAGAGAAAACUCUGGACCAAAGUGAAGGUACUGGACCGGAUGCAGUUACAUUACAUUACAUUACAUUACAUUACAGAGAUAGAGAAUACUCUGGACCAAAGCGAAGGUACCGGACCGGACGUAGUUACAUUACAUUACAUUACAGAGAUAGAGAAUACUCUGGACCAAAGUCAAUGUACCGGACCGGACGCAGUUACAUUACAUUACAUUACAGAGAUAGAGAAUACCCUGAAUUAUUUCUACAUGGCUGAACAAACUGUCUCCCUGUCCACGAAUGGUCCUGUAGAAUUCUAUAGCUGGCUGUCCACUCAGUAGGGCUGAAUUUCAGCCUCAGCUGAGCUCCUUUAAAGCAGAGAUUUCCCUAAUUGUCGCCAUUUGUUUGCCGUGCACCCUUGAUAAAAAUAGCUUUUUUUUUUAGAUCAGCUGUUUAGAACGCUCAUUGCUUUGUUUUCCAGGUGCUUGUGGGUAAUGGUGUUCUCUGUAACCAUUCAGAGGCUCAUUGCUUUGUUUUCCAGGUGCUUGUGGGUAAUGGUGUUCUCUGUAACCAUUCAUAGGCUCAUUGCUUUGUUUUCCAGGUGCUUGCGGGUCCUGGUGUUCUCCGUACCAUUCAUAGGCUCAUUGCUUUGUUUUCCAGGUGCUUGUGGGUAAUGGUGUUCUCCAUUCAUAGCCAGAAGUAGGGGACCAUUUAUUUAGCUUUAUUUUAUAUCAAUAUUUGUUUUCUUUCUCCUGGAUCAGCUGAUGAUGGUCAACAAUAUCACCAGACAACUAACCUACUGCUAGACACCAAUAUCACCAGACAACUAACCUACUGCUAGACACCAAUAUCACUAGACAACUAACCUACUGCUAGACACCAAUAUCACUAGACAACUAACCUACUGCUAGACACAAUCACCAGACAAUAACCUACUGCUCGCACCACUCUCACUAGACAACUAACCUACUGCUAGACACCAAUAUCACUCAACAACUAACCUACUGCUAGACACCAAUAUCACUAGACAACUAACCUACUGCUAGACACCAAUAUCACUAGACAACUAACCUACUGCUAGACACCAAUAUCACUAGACAACUAACCUACUGCUAGACACCAAUAUCACUAGACAACUAACCUACUGCUAGACACCAAUAUCACUAGACAACUAACCUACUGCUAUGACACCAAUAUCACUAGACAACUAAACCUACUGCUAGACACCAAUAUCACUAGACAACUAACCUACUGCUAGACACCAAUAUCACUAGACAACUAACCUACUGCUAGACACCAAUAUCACUAGACAACUAACCUACUGCUAGACACCAAUAUCACUAGACAACUAACCUACUGCUAGACACCAAUAUCACUAGACAACUAACCUACUGCUAGACACCAAUAUCACUAGACAACUAACCUACUGCUAGACACCAAUAUCACUAGACAACUUAACCUACUGCUAGACACCAAUGUGCAUCCAAUCCAUCCAACAAGUAUACUGUAUUUUAAUGACAGUAAGCCUGUAGUUGACUCUUUGGGUUUAGAAGCAUUACCUUUUGCAAUGGUAUAGGCCUAUAUUAUUUUGGCUUUGUGUGCCACAGAAUAACUGUUUUCACGGAGAAACAUAAUGAAAUGUUACCUAGACAUACUUACACUUACAGUGGUCUGAGAUCUCCAACAUCCAGGAUUCCUACAGGGGUUAAAGUUCAAUGUUCUAAUUCAAUUAUUUACGUUCUUAAUAGUGACAAAUAACACUGUCAUAAAUGUAAUUAAUGGUUGGACAAAAGGUAGUCACACGAUCUGUGGAGACUCCAAGGAUUAACUCAUGAAUUAUGGACAAGUUAUGAACUAGGGUGUAAAACAUGUUUUGAUUCGACUCAUGUAUUAUAUUGAAUGUAGGCCACCUAUUCUGCGUGGGUUCGUGUUUAAAAUUGCCUUUGCCGAGGGUAGGCUACCAGCAGUGGUGUAGUCCUAGUAGAGGGUAGGAUACUGGCAGUGGUGUAGUCCUAGUAGAGGGUAGGAUACUGGCAGUGGUGUAGUCCUAGUAGAGGGUAGGAUACUGGCAGUGGUGUAGUCCUAGUAGAGGGUAGGAUACCAGCAGUGGUGUAGUCCUAGUAGAGGGUAGGAUACCAGCAGUGGUGUAGUCCUAGUAGAGGGUAGGAUACCAGCAGUGGUGUAGUCCUAGUAGAGGGUAGGAUACUGGCAGUGGUGUAGUCCUAGUAGAGGGUAGGAUACCAGCAGUGGUGUAGUCCUAGUAGAGGGUAGGAUACCAGCAGUGGUGUAGUCCUAGUAGAGGGUAGGAUACUGGCAGUGGUGUAGUCCUAGUAGAGGGUAGGAUACUGGCAGUGGUGUAGUCCUAGUAGAGGGUAAGAUACUGGCAGUGGUGUAGUCCUAGUAGAGGGUAGGAUACUGGCAGUGGUGUAGUCCUAGUAGAGGGUAGGAUACCAGCAGUGGUGUAGUCCUAGUAGAGGGUAGGAUACCGGCAGUGGUGUAGUCCUAGUGGAGGGUAGGAUACUGGCAGUGGUGUAGUCCUAGUAGAGGGUAGGAUACUGGCAGUGGUGUAGUCCUAGUAGAGGGUAGGAUACCAGCAGUGGUGUAGUCUGUAUGUCCUGGACAACAUCACGUUCCAUGAGGUGAGGUUACAGUCCGUCUUCGUUUUGAUCAUUUGUUUUCCCAGUUCAAAUGGAGCAAUUUGGAGCAUAUAAAACAAACAAAAAAUAUAUACAGUAUAUAUUUUCGGUUUUCUCAUGUGGGUGGGGUUAAAUGUGGAAUGCUUGUCAUUGGUUAAGUGCACAGCCAAUACCUUGCUUUCAAAGUAAGAGUUCACCCUUCUAACUUCAUUCUAUGAAUCUAUGAUCUAUUAAUUAAUUGAUUAAUAGCUGACCAUACCGUGCCACUGUGCCAAGAUAAAGUACGAUUUCUGCAUAAGAUUCGGUGUGUAUUGACUUAUUAAUGAACUGCUCUUCCUGUAAAUGGUUAGCUGACUGAUGUAUCCUAGCUACCUAGCUAACCAUUGGUCAUCUUAUUAAACGAUGCUAUACUGUCACGUUCGUUUAAAGAAGGGUCGGACCAAGGCGCAGCGUGAUAUGCGUACGUGUUUAUUUAAUGAUAAACACUCGACAAAACACAACAAAGGAAACGAAACGUGAAGUCCAAAGGUACAACACAACAAACCUAAACACGGAACAAGAACCCACAACUAGACAGUGCCAAAAGACUGCCUAAGUAAUGAUUCCCAAUCAGAGACAACGAGCGACAGCUGCCUCUGAUUGGGAACCACACACGGCCAAACAUAGAAAUACAAAACCUAGAAUAUUCACACCCUGACCAAACUAGCUAGAGUUCUGUAGGCCAGGGCGUGACAUAUACUGUGUUACUGUAAAUGGUCAGCUGACUGAUGUAUCCUAGCUACCGAGCUAACCAUUGGUCAUCUUAUUAAACGAAGCCAUACAGCCAAAACAACAGUAUCUAUGGCUAGACUAGAGACAUUCCCUUAGCUGUAGUUAGUCAGUGGUUGCACGUCUAACUAGCUGGAAUGAAGCCAGGGUGGGAAUAGCAGACGUGUAAAUAUUAUCCUUUCACUGAUUACAGCAGGUCUCCUGCUACCCAGACCUGCCUGGUCAGCCUGAUAAGGUGCCCUGGGUGUGGUCUCCUGCUACCCAGACCUGCCUGGUCAGCCUGAUAAGGUGCCCUGGGUGUGGUCUCCUGCUACCCAGACCUGCCUGGUCAGCCUGAUAAGGUGCCCUGGGUGUGGUCUCCAGCUACCCAGACCUGCCUGGUCAGCCUGAUAAGGUGCCCUGGGUGUGGUCUCUAGCUACCCAGACCUGCCUGGUCAGCCUGAUAAGGUGCCCUGGGUGUGGUCUCCAGCUACCCAGACCUGCCCUGGUCAGCCUGAUAAGGUGCCCUGGGUGUGGUCUCCUGCUACCCAGACCUGCCUGGUCAGCCUGAUAAGGUGCCGUGGGUGUGGUCUCCUGCUACCCAGACCUGCCUGGUCAGCCUGAUAAGGUGCCGUGGGUGUGUCCAGCUUUACACCUGUGCAAAUCCUGUGUGUUUGUAUAGCAAUGGCACGAAACAAUUCAACCAAUGGCCUCGAGUCGUGUUGCAGGUCCACCACACACCCGGAGGGUCCUGUCCAGAAGCAACCCCUAUCCCCUACCUCUGGACAUGUGUGGAGAUCUGAGAGGAUUGGACGAGGUGUAAGCAAUACCACCAACAAAAUGUCCACCAAGAGGGUAAGGUGGAUCUCUCACCAUGUCACCACCCAUCAAUCCCUCUCAGAUCUCCAGAGGGUAAGGUGGAUCUCUCACCAUGUCACCACCCAUCAAUCCCUCUCAGAUCUCCAGAGGGUAAGGUGGAUCUCUCACCAUGUCACCACCCAUCAAUCCCUCUCAGAUCUCCAGAGGGUAAGGUGGAUCUCUCACCAUGUCACCACCCAUCAAUCCCUCUCAGAUCUCCAGGAGGGUAAGGUGGAUCUCUCACCAUGUCACCAACCCAUCAAUCCCUCUCAGAUCUCCAGAGGGUAAGGUGGAUCUCUCACCAUGUCACCACCCAUCAAUCCCUCUCAGUCUCCAGAGGGUAAGGUGGAUCUUCACCAUGUCACCACCCGUCCAAAUCCUCUCAGAUCUCCAGAGGGUAAGGUGGAUCUUCUCACCAUGUCACCACCCAUCAAUCCCUCUCAGAUCUCCAGAGGGUAAGGUGGAUCUCUCAACAUGUCACCACCCAUCAAUCCCUCUCAGAUCUCCAGAGGGUAGGUGGAUCUGUCAACAUGUCCCCACCCAUCAAUCCUCUCAGAUCUCCAGAGGGUAAGGUGGAUCUCUCAACAUGUCACCACCCAUCAAUCCCUCUCAGAUCUCCAGAGGGUAAGGUGGAUCUCUCAACAUGUCACCACCCAUCAAUCCCUCUCAGAUCUCCAGAGGGUAAGGUGGAUCUCUCACCAUGUCACCACCCAUCAAUCCCUCUCAGAUCUCCAGAGGGUAAGGUGGAUCUCUCAACAUUGUCACCCACCCAUCAAUCCCUCUCAGAUCUCCAGAGGGGUAAGGUGGAUCUCUCACCAUGUCACCACCCAUCAAUCCCUCUCAGAUCUCCAGAGGGUAAAGUGGAUCUCUCCACCAUGUCAACCACCCAUCAAUCCCUCUCAGAUCUCCAGAGGGUAAGGUGGAUCUCUCAACAUGUCACCACCCAUCAAUCCCUCUCAGAUCUCCACAAGUGUCUAGACACUGUAGGGGCUAGAGGUUGUUCCUGGACGGGCCAGGGGUAUUAUGGGUAUUAUGGGUAUUAUGGGUAUUAUGGGUAUUAUGGGUAUUAUGGGUAUUAUGGGUAUUAUGGGUAUUAUGGGUAUUAUGGGUAUUAUGGGUAUUAUGGGUAUUAUGGGUAUUAUGGGUAUUAUGGGUAUUAUGGGUAUUAUGGGUAUUAUGGGUAUUAUGGUAGCUCAGUCAGUCAGUCAGUCAGUCUGGCACUGUCUAAAAAUGUUAGGACCCGGGACGAUAUCAGUAUUGCGAUAUUUUUUUUUUCCAUGGCAAAAAAUGAAAACACGAAGCAGACCGAACUCUUUGGUUCUUUAAAAACCUGCUGUAUGUAAAACAUUGUGUUCUAUAGCUUGGGAAAUAAAUAAAUGUGACUCUGUAUGACAACAUAAUGAUGUUUGUUUUCAACAUUAGGGCUGUUUUCCUAAAGAAGUUUAAUCAGCUUAGUGUUUUGUUUCUUUGCCGCGAUGCUAACGGGUAUCGCGAACUGGUAUUGUCCCCGGCCCUGCUAUGAGGUUGAAAUAACACUCUGAAAUGGUGAAAAUGAUGACAAUGCCCUUUUUCUGUAAGAGCUGUUUGAAAAGAAGCCUCUCUCUCUCUCUACCUCUCUCUCUCUCCCUCUCUCUCUCUCACUUUCUCUUUCUCGCUCUCUCUCUCUUUCUCUCUCUCUCUCUCUCUCACUUUCUCUUUCUCUCUCUUUCUUUAUCACUCUUUCUCUCUCUCUCUAUUUGUGUUUCUCUCUUUCUGUCAAUUCAAUUUCAAUUUAAGGGCUGUACAUAGAUUUCCUUAAGUUUGGGUCAGUCACAGUGGUCAGGUAUUCUGUGUACUCUCUGUUUAGGGCCAAAUAGCAUUCUAGUUUGCUCAGUUUUUUUGUUAAUUCUUUCCAAUGUGUCAAGUAAUUCUCUUUUUGUUUUCUCGUGAUUUGGUUGGGUCUAAUUGUGUUGCUGUUGCUGUCCAGGGGCUAUGUGGGGUCUGUUUGUGUUUGUGAACAGAGCCCCAGGACCAGCUUACUUAGGGGACUCUUCUCCAAGUUCAUUUCUCUGUAGGUGAUGGGUUUGUUAUGGAAGGUUUGGGAAUCGCUUCCUUUCAGUUGGUUGUGUAGCUCAGUUGGUAGAGCAUGGCGAUUGCAACGCCAGGGUUGUGGGUUCGUUUCCCACGGGGGGCCAGUAUGAAAAAAAAAAAAUGAAUGCACUCACUAACUGUAAGUCGCUCUGGAUAAGAGCGUCUGCUAAAUGACAAAACAUUUUAAUGUUGUAGAAUUUAACGGCUCUUUUCUGGAUUUUGAUAAUUAGCGGGUAUCGGCCUAAUUCUGUCUCUCUCUCUUUCUGUCUCUCUCUCUUUCUGUCUCUCUCUCUUUCUGUCUCUCUCUCUUUCCGUCUCUCUCUCUUUCUGUCUCUCUCUCUUUCUGUCUCUCUCUAUUUCUGUCUCUCUCUCUUUCUGUCUCUCUUUCUGUCUCUCUCUCUUUCUGUCUCUCUCUCUUUCUGUCUCUCUCUCUUUCUGUCUCUCUCUCUUUCCGUCUCUCUCUCUUUCUGUCUCUCUCUCUUUCUGUCUCUCUCUUUUUCUGUCUCUCUCUCUUUCCGUCUCUCUCUUUCUGUCUCUCUCUCUCUGUCUCUGUGUGUCUCUGUCUGCCAGUGUCUGUAGCCCUGUCCUCAGUGCAGGAGGAUGUAUAUAGCCCCAGACUGGUGAGGAGGGCGGACUCUUCCCCCAGACCACCCCCAGCCGUCUCAGAGGAGGACCUAUCAGUAGCCUCCCUCCUGGACAUUCCUUCCUGGGCGGAGCCUAUGGGCCACACCCACUCAGAGAGCAUGCACGGGCUAUUGGAGGACCUGGAGAUCACAACGUACGUCAAUCAGAGAAUGAGCCAAUCAGCUUCAAGGAUGGAUGAGAAUAUUUUAUAUUUCAUUUAACUGUUGGCUUUAGCAAGAGAGGAGAAUUAUGCUAAGUUUGAGACUAAGUAAUUGGUAAAUUGAUAAAAGCAUUAUCAAUCUACAGUUGAAGUCGGAAGUUUACAUACACUUAGGUUGGAGUCAUUAAAACUUGUUUUUCAACCACUCCACAAAUGUAUUGUUAACAAACUAUAAUUUUGGCAAGUCGGUUAGGACGUCUACUUUGUGCAUGACACAAGGAAUUUUUCCAACAAUUGUUUACAGACAGAUUAUUUCACUUAUAAUUCACUGUAUCACAAUUCCAGCGGGUUGACUAUGCCUUUAAACAGCUUGGAAAUUUCCAGAAAAUGAUGUCAUGGCUUUAGAAGCUUCUGAUAGGCUAAUUGACAUCAUUUGAGUCAAUUGGAGGUAUACCUGUGGAUGUAUUUCAAAGCAUACCUUCAAACUCAGUGCCUCUUUGCUUGACAUCAUGGGAAAAUCUAAAGAAAUCAGCCAAGACCUCAGAAAUGCCUGAAGGUACCACGUUCAUCUGUACAAACAAUAGUACGCAAGUAUAAACACCAUGGGACCACGCAGCCGUCAUACCGCUCAGGAAGGAGACGCGUUCUGUCUCCUAGAGAUGAACAUACUUUGGUGCGAAAAGUGCAAAUCAAUCCCAGAACAACAGCAAAGGACCUUGUGAAGAUGCUGGAGGAAACGGGUACAAAAGUAUCUAUAUCCACAGUAAAACGAGUCCUGUAUCGACAUAACCUGAAAGGCCGCUCAGCAAGGAAGAAGCCACUGCUCCAAAACCGCCAUAAAAAAGCCAGACUACGGUUUGCAACUGCACAUGGGGACAAAGAUCGUACUUUUUGGAGAAAUGUCCUCUGGUCUGAUGAAACAAAAAUAGAACUGUUUGGCCAUAAUGACCAUCGUUAUGUUUGGAGGAAAAAGGGGUAGGCUUGCAAGCCGAAGAACACCAUCCCAACCAUGAAGCACGGUGGUGGCAGCAUCAUGCUGUGGGGGUACUUUGCUGCAGGAGGGACUGGUGCACUUCACAAAAUAGAUGGCAUCAUGAGGAAGGAAAAUUAUGUGGAUAUAUUGAAGCAACAUCUCAAGACAUUAGUCAGGAAGUUAAAGCUUGGUCGCAAAUGGGUCUUCCAAAUGGACAAUGACCCCAAGCAUACUUCCAAAGUUGGCAAAAUGGUUUAAGGACAACAAAGUCAAGGUAUUGGAGUGGCCAUCACAAAGCCCUGACCUCAAUCCUAUAGAAAAUGUGUGGGCAGAACUGAAAAAGUGUGUGUGAGCAAGGAGGCCUACAAACCUGACUCAGUUACACCAGCUCUGUCAGGAGGAAUGGGCCAAAAUUCAUCCAACUUAUUGUGGGAAGCUUGUGGAAGACUACCCAAAACGUUUGACCCAAGUUAAACAAUUAAAAGGCAAUGCUACCAAAUACUAAUUGAGUGUAUGUAAACUUCUGACCCACUGGGAAUGUGAUGAAAGAAAUAAAAGCUGAAAUCAAUAAUUCUCUCUACUAUUAUUCUGACAUUUCACAUUCUUAAAAUAAAGUGGUGAUCCUAACUGACCUAAGACAGGGAAUUUCUACUAGGAUCAAAUGUCAGGAAUUGUGAAAAACUGAAAUAAAAUGUAUUUGGCUAAGGUGUAUGUAAACUUCCGACUUCAACUGUAUGUAAUUCCAGUAGAUCAUCACAACUUUAUAUUGUCAAUACAUGAUAGCUCCUCCAGAUUAACAUAAUAAUAAUAUAUUAUAAUUAUUAUAAUAAUUGUUACUAUCAUUAUAUAGUCAUAUGUCUCUGUUUGAGGUGUGUGUCAGGGUUGAAUAGAGAAGUAAGUACACAUCUCUCAGAGAGAGAGAGAGAGAGAGAGAGAGAGAGAGAGAGAGAGAGAGAGAGAGAGAGAGAACACAAUAACCCAGUGUUGUGUCAUUCAUGUUUCAGGGAGCCGAGCGCCAACCCGUGGACUUCGGAGGACUUCGCCAUAACAAGGGAGUCCGCCGCCACAGAGCAAGUAAGUCCCCCUCUGAACGUGAUUGGAGCAGAAACGUGGAGACUAGCGUCUCAGGCGUACGGCCCCCAGUGUGAAACCAGAGACCAGACUCAGGGCCAGCGUAGCAGAAGUAGCAGUGGCCUGCUCCACCCUCAAGUGGGUGCCACUGGGCCUCUGCCAGCUGGUGUUGACCAUAUGUCCCCGCCGGGACGAGGCGAGCUGUCGCCGGAACAGCUCAGGAUAUCGUCGCCCAUAGUGAUCAGAGACUUUGGUCUGAGUCUGUCAGAGUCCGAGCAGGCAGAGACAGACUUCAGAGAGCUCUGUGUUGGGUUUAGGGAGAUGCCACUGGACAGGGCCUAUGUCUCCUCCACCUCCUCCUCCACCUCCUCCAUCACCCUGAACCCUAAAACCAAAGCCAGGUUGUCCAGAGAGGCCAGCACGGAAAUAUACGACCACAGUCAUUUAGUUGAGAACCGUAGCCAGGCUUGUACGCCUCAGGACUGUAGCCGGAAAGGUCCGGAAAGUGUGGCCGUGGCUGAGGAGGCUGACCAGAGAACAGUCAUCUCUGAAAAGCACAUAGAAGAGAUAACAGCUCGUUUCUACCAGGCCAUGUACGGCUCAGACCAAGUCCUGCAGGUCUCAAGCACUGAGAUGGUCCCCAAGCCCCACAGGUCCGAAGACCAGCCAGAGAAACGCCUGGAGCUGGCAGCUCUCAGAAAGAACCAAUCACAGAUGGAGGCACAGCUUCCGUUUAUUGACGAGCCAGGAGAAGGCUGUGCCAUGGCUCACUACAGCAUGGUAGAGCAAACCAACGUCCGAAAGGGCAUUGUUCGGCCGAAGCAAAGUCCGGCAACCAGCGAGUCCACUCCGAUGACAUGUGACUCACCUGACAGGCAGCCUAGCUUCAUCACUGUCCGACCAGAACCCGACCACGUCAUGUUCAUGCAAGUUACCCCCCAGUCCCCUGGCCAAGACACAACACUGUAUUCACAUCUCACUAACUACAGACCUCUGACUCCUGAUUCAGAGAUGGAGUCCCUGUCACCUGACUCUCUACGGGGUCUCUCGCCCAUGGAAGAAGGGUUCAUUAACGUAACUAGACUAUCAUCACCUGAGUCCGUAAUGUCCGUUGGCGCCUACAGGGCGAUUUCGCCCGACUCCCCUCUCCGCGAGCGCAGGGUAAUGUCUCCAGAUUCUGCCAGGGCAUUCCGUGAAAGCAGGCCUCUCUCUCCCGGGUCGGAUGGGUCUAGAUUUUCAUCCGAGGUUAAAGCUUACAUUAUAGAGAUCAGAGAACCCUCAUAUUCUCCUUCGGAAAUAUACGAGGGUAAAAAGGAUUCCUGUGAUUCAGAGGCAGCAGAUAGCGCUCUUAGUUCCCUCUCUCCUUACCACACCGAUAGCAUCUGGAGUCCCCUCUCUCCUUACCAUUCAGACAGUGUUCUGACUUCCCUAUCCCCUGUGUCCUCUGAGGUGUUUUCUGAUGAAGUACGGUCCCCGUCACCAGAGUCGUAUGAAUUGUUGACCGAGAGCAGCACCCUGUCCCUUGACUCCCCAGUACCUGAGUAUGACACACCUGUACCUCAGACACCUGAGACACCUGUACCUGAGACUGAUAGGAUCAUGAUCCUAGGAGACUAUAGGUCACGGUCACCUGGUCAACUGUCGUGGUCAGCUGUGACAUCAGAGAUCGACUAUGCAGAGUAUUGGCUAGCAGAUCUGUUGUUCACUGACGGGAGAGCAUCCUCCCCAGAGUCUGUUACUUCGUCGGAUGAGUACAGGCCUCUCUCUCCUGACUCUCCAGUUCCUCACUUCAUGCCUCAUUGUUGUGAUUAUUUGGCUUUCACUGGAAGUAGAUGUUCAUCACCUGAAUCAGUAUCUUCAGGUAUUGAAUUCUCUGAGUUCUAUCUUGAGGAACUGUUUGCUGAAGAAAGAGCAGAUUCACCUGAAUCAUUUAUAUCAGAGAGUGAAAUUGUUGAGUCAGUUGAAGGAGGUCUAAUGAAAUUCAGACCCUUGUCACCAGAAUCAAUAACUUCAGAAGAUGAUUAUACCUUCCUUGAGCUCUUGUUUGCAGAGUCUAGACCAUCUUCACCUCAUUCUAUCACUUCAACUGACGAAUAUCGAUCUCUAUCCCCUGAUUCCCCAAUCCCACAAUUUAGACCCACAAUAAUUGAGUUGUCAAUGUCAUUCCUUAGCAGAUCUCCGUCACCUAUUUCAGUAACUUCAGACAUUGAAGGAUCUGGCUUCUAUCUUGAGGAAUUAUUCAAUGAAGAGAGACCAGAUUCACCUGAAUCAUUUAUAUCAGAGAGUGAAUUUGUUGAGUCAGUUGAGAAAGGUGUCAUGAAACUCAAAACCUUGUCACCAGAAUCAGUAACUUCAGAAGAUGAUUAUUCCUUCCUUGAGCUCUUGUUAUCAGAGUCUAGACCAUCCUCUCCAGAGUCUGUUGCAUCAUUUGAUGAGUACAGGCCUCUCUCUCCUGACUCUCCAGUUCCUCACUUCAUGCCUCAUGUUGCGAUUAUUAUUUGGCUUUCACUGGAAGUAGAUCCUCAUCACCAGAAUCAGUCACCUCAGACGUUGAAUUUUCUGGAUUUAGCCUUGAGGAAUUGUUUGCUGAUUACAGAGCAGAUUCUCCUAAAUCGAUAUAUUCAGACAAUGAAUUUCUGGAUCAAUUGGAAGCAGGACUUGUUCCACUCUUGCUUGAAACAGCUUCUCCAGUUUCUGAUCCUCUCCUUCACUCUACUCAAUCUGAAACAUCUGUUAACGAAUUAA
Coregonus sp. 'balchen' is the source of this 18298-nucleotide messenger RNA. The record is from the annotation of a GenBank genome assembly. Lineage: Eukaryota; Metazoa; Chordata; Actinopteri; Salmoniformes; Salmonidae.